Messenger RNA from Anolis sagrei ordinatus, 2571 nucleotides. RefSeq names its product ribonucleotide reductase regulatory TP53 inducible subunit M2B (gene RRM2B). Gene Ontology annotation, biological process: deoxyribonucleotide biosynthetic process. NCBI's taxonomy places the organism in Eukaryota, Metazoa, Chordata, Lepidosauria, Squamata, Anolidae. Gene Ontology annotation, cellular component: cytosol. The record is from RefSeq and is a predicted model, not a curated record. Gene Ontology annotation, molecular function: ribonucleoside-diphosphate reductase activity, thioredoxin disulfide as acceptor.
UUCUCCCGCGCGGGCGCAGUCGGAGCGAGCCUCCUCGCUGGACUCCCAAGAGCCUGGUUGACCUUUCCCUUCCCAGCUCCGCCUCUGAGAGCAAGAAGCCGCAGGAGGAGGAGGAAGAGCGGCGGGCUGGAGUCUCUUGCGCCAUGGGCGAGCCAGGGAGCCAGGCCUCGAGGUUGUUCUCUGAUGGUCUUGAAAAUGGCUUGAAAUCAAAUGAGGAGCCCUUGUUAAGAAGAAAUCCUCGACGGUUUGUCAUCUUCCCAAUCCACUAUCCUGAUAUCUGGAAAAUGUACAAGCAAGCUCAAGCUUCUUUCUGGACAGCAGAAGAGGUUGACCUGUCUAAGGACCUCACUCACUGGAACAAGCUGAAACCAGAAGAGAAAUUCUUUAUUUCACACAUCCUGGCUUUUUUUGCAGCCAGCGAUGGAAUUGUGAAUGAAAACUUGGUGGAACGUUUUAGUCAGGAAGUGCAGGUCCCAGAGGCUCGUUGUUUCUAUGGCUUUCAGAUCCUAAUAGAAAAUGUUCAUUCAGAGAUGUACAGUUUAUUAAUAGACACUUACAUCAAGGAUCCUGAGGAAAGGGAUUUCUUAUUUAAUGCAAUUGAAACAAUGCCAUGUGUCAAGAAAAAAGCAGACUGGGCACUACGGUGGAUAAGAGAUAGGAAAGCCACAUUUGGGGAGAGAGUGGUUGCUUUUGCCUCGGUUGAAGGAAUCUUCUUCUCUGGUGCUUUUGCGGCUAUCUUUUGGCUCAAGAAAAGAGGACUGAUGCCGGGUCUCACUUUCUCCAAUGAACUUAUUAGCCGAGAUGAAGGGCUCCAUUGUGACUUUGCCUGCCUAAUGUUUCAACACUUAGUGAAUAAGCCUUCAGAGGAAAGAGUCAGAGAGAUCAUUGUCAAUGCUGUUGAAAUUGAACAGGAGUUUUUGACAGAGGCCUUGCCAGUUGGCUUGAUUGGAAUGAAUUGCACUCUAAUGAAACAAUAUAUUGAGUUUGUGGCUGACAGGUUACUUCUGGAACUGGGCUUCUCCAAGGUCUUCCAAGCAGAAAACCCUUUUGAUUUCAUGGAGAACAUUUCUUUGGAAGGAAAAACCAAUUUCUUUGAGAAGAGAGUUUCAGAGUAUCAGCGUUUUUCAGUGAUGGCCGAAACAAAUGAGAAUGUGUUUACUUUAGAUGCUGACUUCUAGUGUUGCCUUCUUGGAAAAUGGAUCUUGCCAAAGUAUUCAUUUGCUGCUGGUUGCUGCAAAAGCUCCUGCUUCUACUGGAAGUGGAGUGUUCUGGGAAUAUUUCUCUGCUUCCUCACAGUUGAUGGAUUGUUUCUUAUGCAAUAUAUUUAUUGCAGGUGGCGGUAUAAACAGGAUGAGUAUGUAUAUGUGUGUUUGUGCUCUUAAACCAAGGUUCUCUCCAGCACAUUGUGCAACUUUUAUAUUUAGAUUUUAAUAUCAUUGUGGCAGACUAAGAGACGACCCACUUGUAUAUGUAGCAAUAAUCCUAGAGUGAGUUUACUAAUAAGAGCUGGACCUUUUAAUAGCACUGUACCACUUGUCCCCCCCCCCCCCCCAGAAUCUCUCUUGAUACUUAGUGCUCAGAUGAAGGACUCAUUGCUAUGCAACCUCUAGCAAUGCUCCAACAUGUUAUAUAUACUCAUGUAUACAUUGACUUUAUGUAUAGGUCAAGAGCAGUUUUGGAGGCCUAAAUUAUGGAUUUUGAUAUGACCUGUGGAUGUAGAAGGUCUCUCCACAAAGUGGGGAAAGCACCAGUGUUGGAGACCAUUGGUUUUGGUUGCUGCUGCCAUUCCCAAACCUUAGAUAUAUCCAGGGAUGUGAUGCAAAAUUGUAUGCGUUUCACUGUUUGCUUUAAUCUACUUAGGAGCCCCCGGUGGCUCAGUGGAUUAAAGCUCUGAGCUGCUGAACUUGCUUACUAAAAGGUCACAGGCUCAAAUCCAGGGAGCAGGGUGAGCUCCUUCUGUCAGCCCCAGCUUCUGCCAACCUAGCAGUUUGAAAACAUGCAAAUGUGAGUAGAUCAAUAGAUACUGCUCCGGCGGGAUGGUAACGACGCUCCUUGCAGUCAUACCAGCCACAUGACCUUGGAGGCAUCUAUGGACAAUGCUGUCUCUUUGGCUUAGAAAUGGAGAUGAGCACCAGCCCCCAGAGUCGGACACGCCUGGACUUAAUGUCAGGGGAAAACCUUUACCUUUACCUUCAAUCUACUGCUUCCUUCAUAAGUUUUUUUGACAUCUUGAAUGAUUGCUUACUACAUUAAAGUUAAAAGUAGAAUAUAUCCCAGGGAGCACUUUAGAAACAUAAGUUGGAACUAUUGACUCUGGAUGUGUUUUGAAGCUGUUUCCAACAUUAGACCUUUUCUCAACCAACAUACAACUGUAAAUUUGUUUACUUCUGCCAGCGAAUUCUAUAAUAAAUCUUACAUGCUGCUAAUUGUGAAAUGUAUCAUGUUUCCUUUACAGUUAAACCAUAAAUGUAAAACGGAAUGUAUGAAGGUUAUCUAAAAAUUGUUCUCUGUUUGGCGUUCUUUUUGUGUACUGCCAUUUAAAACAAUUGAAAUAAAAAACACUGGAACUAA